AAAGCUAAAGCUAAAGAAGCCGGUUGUCGAGCAUCGUCAGGCCGCUGGCCUAAGCGACUACGUUUAGUUUUUAUUUUAAGUCUAACGUUUUUGUGAGGUACGAUGGCUCUUUGAAAUGGCGCAGAAAGACACGCUGUUACAUCUCUUCGCAGGGGGAUGUGGUGGAACCGUAGGUGCCAUCAUGACCUGCCCCCUGGAGGUGUUAAAAACCAGACUACAGUCAUCUGGCCUCACCCUCAGACCCGUUUUCCAGGUCCAGCUGGGCACAUUCAAUGGUGCUGGCGUCAUUAGACCGGGACCCGUCACCCCUGGCUUGCUACAGGUGUUACGGUCAAUUCUAGAGAAAGAGGGACCAAAAUCUCUAUUCAGAGGAUUGGGCCCAAAUCUUGUUGGUGUUGCACCCUCAAGGGCGAUCUAUUUUGCAGCUUAUUCAAAGUCAAAAGAGACUUUCAAUGGCAUCUUUGUCCCAAACAGUGGAAUUGUCCACAUGUCCUCGGCUGGCUUUGCAGCAUUCGUCACAAACUCCCUGAUGAAUCCCAUCUGGAUGGUCAAAACAAGAAUGCAGCUUGAGAGGAAGGCACGUGGGGAGAAGAAAAUGAAUGCGUUACAAUGCGCGCGGUAUGUGUAUAAGACAGAAGGUAUGCGAGGUUUUUACCGGGGCCUGACGGCGUCAUACGCUGGCAUUUCAGAGACCAUGAUCUGCUUCCUUAUUUACGAGACGCUGAAGAAGUACCUAGUGCGGAGUCGAUUCACCACGCCUGACACCGACACAGAAAAAGGCGCUUCAGAUUUUCUGGGCCUCAUGGUUGCUGCUGCAUUUGCCAAGGGUUGCGCCUCCUGCAUAGCUUAUCCACAUGAGGUAAUUCGGACAAGACUAAGAGAAGAGGGAAGCAAAUACAAGUACUUCUUUCAGACGGCGCGCCUUGUGGCGGUGGAAGAGGGAUACGCAGCUUUUUACCGAGGACUCAUUCCACAGCUCAUCAGACAGAUCCCCAACACAGCCAUAGUGCUGUCCACCUAUGAGCUCAUUGUGCAUCUGCUGGGUGAACCCUCCAAAUGAAGCUGAACACUACAAGCACAAAGAUACUUUUGACCAGUGGACAGAAAAGAAUCCAUUGUGAACAGGGAUGUUUAUUUGAAUUACCCAAAGACUUUAAAGAGCUUUUUUAUUUUGCGUUGACUGCAUAUGUUAUCAGAACUGUUUUGCGUGUUUGUGUUAUGUAAAUGGCGCAUAUUGCAUAGCUACUCCAAGAUGUUUGUGUAUACUGUAUCAGUGUACAGCAAAAAGUCAUCGGAAUAUACAAAUAGUGCUUUUAAGUUAACUAAAUUAUUCUUAUUAUAAGUAGCAGCGUUUUGUUUUUUGUCUGUGGAAUUCUUUGGAUCUAUGAUAUGGUGCGUGUCCAAGAGUUUUGGAGUUAAUCCGGGUUUUAUUAUGAAGUUCUUGGAAGGAAUGCAAAUGAUACUGUAAUGGGGGCGUAGGAUAGCUUGUUAGGAGCCGAUAAGAUCACGUUGCAAUAUUUUGUAACACUUUCCUGCUUCAUGACGGCUAGUAGCACUGGAAUCUGACCAAUCAAUUCCAUUCACCUCUUUGCUAGAAACCUAUCAUCUGUUUACUGUAUGUUAAGUUGUUCAUCUUUUACAGAAAAUGAGGGCCUUGAUGCAUAUGCUGCUGUUGGUUUAAUAAAAUAAAUUAUGGAAGUAAUUUUUUUUGUUGUUGGAAAUGCACAGAUAAAAUGAGCCACAUUAAUAAAUAUACCUUUUUAAGUCU
Sinocyclocheilus rhinocerous is the source of this 1768-nucleotide messenger RNA. RefSeq names its product solute carrier family 25 member 33-like. Lineage: Eukaryota; Metazoa; Chordata; Actinopteri; Cypriniformes; Cyprinidae. Gene Ontology annotation, biological process: pyrimidine nucleotide import into mitochondrion. Gene Ontology annotation, molecular function: pyrimidine nucleotide transmembrane transporter activity. The record is from RefSeq and is a predicted model, not a curated record. Bases 116 to 1060 code for a protein of 314 amino acids. Gene Ontology annotation, cellular component: mitochondrion. The transcript has 7 exons.